This is a messenger RNA of Klebsormidium nitens, 1224 nucleotides long. NCBI's taxonomy places the organism in Eukaryota, Viridiplantae, Streptophyta, Klebsormidiophyceae, Klebsormidiales, Klebsormidiaceae. The record is from the annotation of a GenBank genome assembly.
AUGGCGGGACGCGGAUCUGCUGUUCCCAUUUUGGGCCUCGUGCUUCUCGCCUGCGCGGUUGGAACGGUCAUCGCUUCGGAGGAUGCCUCCGUUCUCCAGGCCCGUGUGUUGGCCGGUCUGAAGGCUCCUCGGAAGCUUUUGCAAGCUCCAACCCCUUCCCCCUUUGGGUGCGCCCCCCCCUUCAACACGGCCUGCCCCCAAGUCGGCACGACAGACUUUCUCUGUUGCGCGGGGGGUUGCCCCGAGCUAGGAACAUCUACCUAUGCCAAAUGUUCGGGGCCUACGGUGUUCAACCCCCGACCGACUACGCCCCCUCCGACCACCCCAGCGCCAUUGUCCGCCACGUGUCCCGACCAGGCCUUCGUGUGCCCCACGUUUGGCCUCCUGGCGGGGACCCGCUUCCUCUGCUGCCCCAACCAGUGCCCGGGGGAAAACGAAUCAAUCAUUGACUGCACGGCCGCUGAACCGGCUACUCCCGCCCCGACCACUCCCGGCCAACCCGCGCCAGCCCCGACCACUCCCGGUGUAACCACGCUCGCCCCGACCGCUCCUGCUCCAACCGUUCCCCUCCCGAUCGCCUCCGCACCAGUCACUCCUCCUCUCCCGACCAUCCCUCCGGUGCUGCUUGCUCCUGCCCCGGCCGCUUUUGCCCCGACCGGUCUUCCCCCGGUCACUCCUCUUCCGACCGUCCCCUUCGUAGUUCCUCCCGUGACGAUCGCCCCUCUACCGAGUGAAAUUCCCACGCUUCCUCCUUUGCCCUUCUUACCGGCUCCGGGCCCAACAAUCGCGCCGAUCCCCCCUCUCCCGACCACUCCUACCGGCCCAAUCGCCGCUCCGUCGACCUUCCCUCCGCUGCCUUUCCCUCCCAUUCCCCUUCCCACCGAGACUCCCAUCGCUCCGCUCCCGACAAUUCCCCCGAACAUCCCUAUCGCCCCUCUCCCGACCUUUAUUCCGAUCCCUCUACCGACUACCCCUCUCAUCCCCCUUCCCACUGGAGAAGGCACGGCUCCCCCGGUCACUUUCCCGACCACUAUUCCCCUCCCUCUGCCGACCGCCACCGUGGUCGGCCUUCCUUUCCCGACCAACUCUCCCGCCAAUUUCGGCCCGACCACGCCGCCCCCGAUCGUGAUCCAGCCGUCGAUCGCCCCGGUUCCUACCCUGGUUCCCGGCGAGGAAACCAGGCUGCCCACCAUCCUCAACCCUAACCCCAUUCCUAACCCUUAG